Molecule: messenger RNA, 462 nt
Organism: Mucor velutinosus
Lineage: Eukaryota; Fungi; Mucoromycota; Mucoromycetes; Mucorales; Mucoraceae
Exons: 6
Coding region: 1-462 (153 amino acids)
Biological process (GO): protein transport; vesicle-mediated transport
Cellular component (GO): AP-1 adaptor complex; intracellular membrane-bounded organelle
Molecular function (GO): clathrin-cargo adaptor activity
Source: RefSeq, a predicted model, not a curated record
AUGGCGAUUAACUGGUUAUUACUGGUCAGUAGACAAGGAAAAGUUCGUCUUACAAAAUGGUUUGUUACUAUUCCACCCAAAGAAAAGGCUAAGAUUGUAAAAGAUGCCACACAACUGGUGUUGGCUAGAAGAGUCAAGAUGUGCAACUUUCUUGAAUACAAAGACCAAAAGAUUGUGUACAGAAGAUACGCAAGUCUCUUUUUUGUAGCUGGCAUCAACCAAGAUGAUAAUGAGCUCAUUACACUCGAGAUUAUUCAUCGUUAUGUCGAAAUCCUGGAUCGUUAUUUCGGAAAUGUAUGUGAACUCGACUUGAUUUUCAAUUUCCAAAAGGCGUACUUUAUUUUGGAUGAGCUUCUUAUCGCUGGCGAAUUACAGGAAACCAGCAAAAAAUCAGUACUGAGAGUCAUCACGCAAGAAGACCAGUUUGAGGAGCAAGAAGGCAAUGAACCCAAGGCUGGAUAA